This is a messenger RNA of Dovyalis caffra, 423 nucleotides long. Lineage: Eukaryota; Viridiplantae; Streptophyta; Magnoliopsida; Malpighiales; Salicaceae. The record is from the annotation of a GenBank genome assembly.
AUGACUUCACUUAAACUUUACAAGAGUUGUUAUCAAUCACCAAUAAUUCUCUCCAAGCCCCACAAAAAGAUGGUAAAACAGGCCACUUUUGCUACAAAUAAGUUGGUUCGUAGAAGAAAGCUAGCAGUGAGAGGAUGUAGUGGACAAGAAUCUGAAAAGAAGACAGAAAGAAAAAGUUUCUUAAGUCCUGAAGAAGCUGGUCUAGUUGAAAUAUCUGGUUUAAGCAGCCACGAAAGGUUCCUAUGCCGUUUAACGAUAUCAUCUUUAAACCUUUUAAGAGUUAUAUCAGAGCAAGAAGGGUGUGCUAUUGAGGAGCUGAAUGCUGGGAGAGUAUGUGACUGGUUUUUGAAGGAUAAGCUGAAAAGAGAGCAGAAUAUGGAGUCUGCAGUCCUUCAAUGGGAUGAUUCUGAACUCCAAUUUUGA